CUGUCAGACAAGGUAGAGGGCUCAAACCCCCAUGACGUUUGUAUUGACGGUCUGUGGUGUAUGUGAAGUAUGGCUGGAGACGGCGAAAAGAAGCCAGUGCUGGAGAUGGUCCAAGCUGAUGGGGCUGAUGAGGGCUGUGUGACAUUUGUGCUUCAUGAUGAAGACCAUACACUGGGCAACUCACUCAGAUAUAUGAUCAUGAAAAAUGCGGAUGUGGACUUUUGUGGCUACACCAUCACUCACCCUUCUGAGAGCAAGAUCAACUUUCGCAUACAGACACAAGGAGGAGCUGCAGCCACAGAGCCUCUGCGGAGGGGUCUGAAUGAACUUAGUGACGUUUGUCAACAUGUUCUCAACACAUUUCAGGCGAGAGUUAAUGAGUUCAAAGAGAGGCAAGAGGAACCCAUGGAAUGAAGCCCAUCACAUGUGAAAAUUUAGUUUUGAUAUUUCUCUUUUAUAUGUCUACCAGCUAAAGAUAGGUAUGGCAAGUUCUCCUACCCCUCAAACCAGUUUGAUAAUGUCAUUUUCAGACAUUUGUACAGUUUUCUUUUGUAUUAUGUUCAAAUUGAUUUAUGAUGUGUGAUAAAUGUGCUCUUGUGUUCAUCUGUCCUGAAUUGUUGGAAUGAUUAGCAAAACAAAUUUCAAACAUUAAACUUAGUGAACAAAGAUUUUCCUUUUCCUUU
Messenger RNA from Toxotes jaculatrix (banded archerfish), 683 nucleotides. It is a transcript of the gene polr1d, whose product is annotated as RNA polymerase I and III subunit D. The coding region runs from base 70 to 414 and encodes 114 amino acids. Gene Ontology annotation, cellular component: RNA polymerase III complex; RNA polymerase I complex. NCBI's taxonomy places the organism in Eukaryota, Metazoa, Chordata, Actinopteri, Toxotidae. The record is from RefSeq and is a predicted model, not a curated record. The transcript is spliced from 5 exons. Gene Ontology annotation, molecular function: DNA binding; DNA-directed RNA polymerase activity; protein dimerization activity. Gene Ontology annotation, biological process: DNA-templated transcription.